AUGGACCCCAACACUACUGCUGCCGCCAUCGACGAGACCCCUCUCUCCGCAUCUCCAGAACGUCGCAGUUCCUUGGAGAAGCAUCUCCAGAGACGCCCCGACGUGCAGGAUCUCAAAGAUAGACAUAUUCUGUUGGAUACGAAUGUUGCACCAUCCCUCCAAGCAACCCGCCAAGAACUUGCCCGCCAACGCACCACAGACGCCCUGAAGAAACAUCUCGAACAUCGUCCUGAGCGGGAGGAGCUGGUUGAGCGGAACAUCCUCCCAACCACCCACGCCGCCCCCGCACUGCAGGCCAACGCCCGCGAACUCGAGAAACAUAUGUUGGCUGAUCACCUCGACCAGAAGAUUCAGAAUCGGCCUAAUCCGGAGGAUUUGAUCUCGCAGGGCAUUUUGACGGAGGAUGAGGACCCGAGGUUUCCAACUGUUUAG
Molecule: messenger RNA, 432 nt
Organism: Aspergillus niger
Lineage: Eukaryota; Fungi; Ascomycota; Eurotiomycetes; Eurotiales; Aspergillaceae
Exons: 3
Coding region: 1-432 (143 amino acids)
Source: RefSeq, a predicted model, not a curated record